AUGAAGAUAAUUAUUGAUGCCAUAAAUUAUGAAUCAGAUCAAACUAAUUUUUAAGUAAAGUUAAAAUGUGGACCCACAGUGUUAUAAACUGUUUUGGGAAAUAAUUGGAAUCACAGAUUUGUUUUAGAACAUAAAAAAGCAACAGAAAUUAGAAUUGAAGUUUGGUAAAAACCUAAUGAUGAAUUCUAAUUUAUUGGGGACUCAAUUAUUUAGAGGGUAGAGGGUGCACAAAAAUUGACAAUAAAAUAAAGUAAUAAGGAAUAGGGUUUUAUAAAUGUAUAGUAUAAGGAAGUGAAGGACUCAGUUACACAAUAAAUUUUAAGCUAAGACUCAUUAAAUUUAUCAAAAAUAGAAAAAUAAGCGUAAGCCCUGUAGAAAUUAAAUGAUUCAUUAUCAAUGCUACCGAGUCCACAUCAAGAUUUUGGAUCCAUCGAUGAAUAUUUCUCUUAAUAAUUUUAAAAUGAAGAUAUAGUUGGAAAUUCAAAGAAAGUAGCCACAAAACUUGUAAGAGAAUCUUUUGAUAAAAUAUUAUAAAAUGUCUCGAUUGGGAAAGAAGUGCACCUGUAAGAUGAUGAUGAAUUUGUAGAAAAUGAAGUGGAGAAAAAUAAUAUUGAGAAGUUGUAAAAGCAAUUGAUGAAGAUUGAUUGUAAUAAAUUGGAGAAAAAAAGAAAAUAAAUAAGUUCUGAGAUUUUUUAAUUAGAUGAGAUGGUUUAAUAAUUGAGAAUAGAUUAGAUAGAAUAAAAAUAAUAAAUAUAAAAUUUAAGACAGGAUUUGAUUUAGAAAUUACUUUAUCUUGAAGAUAAGAUAGAACAUUUAAAGAAACAAAUUAGAAAAUAAAAGCACCAUGUAUUUGGAUCAAAUCCUAAUUUAGUAAAUAGUGAAAUUGAAAUUAGCUCGAUUAAUUUAUAAAAAUAGUUUGUUGAAAAAUGGCAAUAAGAUCCUAAUUUAGAAAAAUAAAGAUAAGAAUUCAUAUCAAAGUAAAUACAAGAAUGGAAUGACAUAUAAAUAUAAAGAAAAAAAAGGAUAGAUGAGUAAUUUAAGAAGGUUGAAUAAGAAGAAAAAAUAAUAUUAUAAAAAAAGAAUGAACUUUAAUCAACAACAAAUGCUAAAAAAAGAGAGGAAAUAGAAAAGAACUUAAAGUUAUUAGAAGAACAAUAGGCUAAGCGAAAGGUUGAAUUAGAAGAGGCAAAUAGGAGAUUUGAAAAAAAGAAAAAAGAGAAAUAUCUUGCUUUAAGGUAUGCAGAAUAGGACGCUACAUAUAUGAUUUAAUUGCAAUAAGAAAGAAAGAAAAUAUUGGCUCAAAAUAAGAAUCCAGAAUUUGAUGCUAAAGAAAUUAAAUAAUUUGAGGAUAAAUUUAACUAAAUUCAUAUUGAAAAAUAGAAAAAAAGAAGAGUCUAAUGGGAUGAACGAGAAGCCUAAUGGAAUAAGUUUAAAGCCUAAUAUCAUUCAGCCUCAUACCAAAAGGCUAAGGAAGAAUAUAAAAAAAUUGAAAAUGGAAUUCAAUAAGAAAAAUAGGAAAGAUUAAACAAGCUUACAUAAUUUAUAUAGGAAGUAAAAUAAAAUCAUAAGCCUACUGUAUCUGAAGACCUUUAAGAUAAGUUAAUUCUAAUGAAAAACAACAUCAAACAUUAAUCUGAUUAUAAAAAAUAUUAAUCUCUCUCAAAGAUAAUUUAAUCUAAACACUAGUAUCAUGGUGUUAGUUAAGAGAAAUUAUAAAUGAUUGUCAAAAAGCAAAAACUCAUACCUUUAGAGAAGUUGCCAAUUAAUAAAAUAUCUCCAAGAGACGUAGGUGAUUUUUAUUUAAAAUAAAAUGCCACUUUUAACAUUAAAAAUAUUCCUCCAGUAAAACGAUUAUAGAAAAAUGAUAAUGAAGCAAAACAAUCAGUCUCAUCUUUGCCAAAUCCAAAAUCAUUUGAUUAUUUAAAGCACUAAAGGUAAAAAAAGGCCUAUAAAAUACUUUAAAAUGGAUCAUUAGAUAAUAAUAUACUGGAUAAAGAAGAUUUAUAAAUGUUAGAUUCGAUUAAUAAAAAACUCCUAGCUCUUAAGUGA
This is a messenger RNA of Paramecium tetraurelia, 2049 nucleotides long. RefSeq lists its product as uncharacterized. The record is from RefSeq and is a predicted model, not a curated record. NCBI's taxonomy places the organism in Eukaryota, Ciliophora, Oligohymenophorea, Peniculida, Parameciidae. The transcript has 3 exons.